Bactrocera latifrons is the source of this 1073-nucleotide messenger RNA. Its product is annotated as trypsin alpha-like. Lineage: Eukaryota; Metazoa; Arthropoda; Insecta; Diptera; Tephritidae. Gene Ontology annotation, molecular function: serine-type endopeptidase activity. The transcript has a single exon. Gene Ontology annotation, biological process: proteolysis. The record is from RefSeq and is a predicted model, not a curated record. Bases 103 to 1020 code for a protein of 305 amino acids.
UAAACCGAAUGCUUACUAUGGCAAACUCGCGUAGGUUUCUUAGAAAAAGGUCAAUAGAGUGUCGUUGCGAAUAUUAAGAAGCAGUUCUAUUUUAAAACGAAGAUGAAACGGACGUUAGCGCUUCUCGUACUACUCGCUUGCUGUGCCUUCAAUCGCUGCGAAACGGAUGAAGAUAGCGAAGAAGGUGAUGCAGGUUUGGAAUUUAUCGAAGUGGGAAGUGGCGCAUCCCAACCAGUGGUAACAGUUAUUAAUCUCACCAACUCUACAAUAAUCAGCCAAUCCGGCAAUAAUAAUAGCUCAAGACCUAACUUUGUAUUGCCCUCAAAUCAUCGAAUUGUUGGUGGUCGCCAGAUCUCUAUCGGGGAAGCACCCUGGCAGGCAUCUGUUAUACAGUCAAGCACUUUGAUUUGUGGUGGCUCAAUUAUCAGCGAAUCUUGGGUGCUGACCGCCGCUCAUUGCGUCUAUGGUAAUGUUAGUAAAAGGCAUGCCGUACGCGCCGGCUCUAACCAAUUCAAAACCGGCGGUCAAUUGCGCAUUGUCGAUCGUGUACUCUAUCAUGGUGGUUACAAUCCUAAAACUUCUGCUAAUGAUAUAGCCUUGUUACGUACAAGUAAACCGUUCAAAUUCAAUGCAAAUGUAAAAGCCGUCCGACUGGCGACUGGCAAUAAGGAGCCGAAUUCGUAUUUCAUAAGUGGUUGGGGAACAAUAAGCGAGGGUGCUGCUCGUCCAACGAAAUAUUUGCGUGGCGUCAAUGUGAAUCGGGUGAAAAAGAGGUCUUGCACAAGUUCAUACCGAGGAAUAAGUCAGAUUACGAAUAAACAGUUAUGUGCCACUGCUCCAAAACAGGACAGCUGUCAGGGCGAUUCUGGAGGCGCUUUGACAAGCCAAGGCACACAGUAUGGAGUUGUGUCUUUUGGUUAUGGCUGCGCGCGAGCUGGCUACCCCGGUGUUUAUACCAAAGUAUCCGCUUAUAAAGGCUGGAUUACGGGAGUAACAAAAUCACUGAACCCAAAAAAUUAAAUAUGCAAAAAUUGUAACUAUCAAUAAAUUUAAACAUUUUAUAAAUAUUUAAA